CUUUACUGGCAGAGGCUUGAUACACAGGCAGGUCGUAACCAGGCAAACAAUUACAAAGACGGGGUUGAGGCAAAAAGAAGACAAAUACCAGGUAUAAAAAGACCACAGGGAGAAAUUUCUGGAAUACUAGACAAGGAGGAAGCGAGGCGGACUGGCACAGACUAAGGGGAACACGUAACGCCUCUAUGUAGGGAACAGGUGAAGCUGAUCAGGGCAGGUAAAGGCCACCUCACUGGCCGGAAACACACAAGGGAGGGAGAGGUCAACGACAAAAUAAAACAGGGAACCCAAGAAUGACAUGAAUGUGUAAACAAGGAAAACACAACUCAGGGGACUUGAGGAGCUGUUCUGUGCGGGGACGGAGUCGAGGCAAACCUAGUUCCACGUUAUCGAGCUAUAAGGCCAGUCCUCUUUAGUCCCGGUGUGAAGAUAUAAAUGAAAUAAUGGCAACUAAAUAAUUUCACUAAUGGGUGCAGACUUCAAUCAAUCAAGCAUUUAAUGUAUCAGUCACAUGAAAUCUUAGAAGAUAACGCUACAACUCCAGUGAAAUGCGAUCCUGUCAUCUCCAGUUUGUUCACUGACAAUAACGUUAUUCACAUUCACCUCCUUUCUUCGAGCCACAGUCCUCCCAUCGGUCAGAUUGGUGUUGUACAGUACUUUAACGUUAUUCCGCGCAGUCCAUCAUCCAAGGCUGGCCCAUUGACUAUGUAACGCACAGCAAACCUCCGUUAUUCGUUUGAUAUUUGCGUAAUUGUUUUUCUCCUAAAGGCACCAACACCACAAACAGGGCCGUGAGGUUCAGAGAAGUACUUGAUGUCAUGAAUGGGGAUACCAAAACCCUUUUUGUACCAGGCUGUGAAAAUGAUAAUAUAACUGCUAUUGUUUUACAUGUUGACAACACACUUUAUAAAGUGUUCACUUUUUCAAAACUGCUAAAACAGUUAUUUUUAGAUUAGAGUAGCUUUACCCCGCCUCUUUGCCUUCUCACAAGUGCAUUAAAAGAUACAUAGAAUUCACAUUAUCGACACGGAGCUCAGUGCAGCAGCUAAUCUCACAUCCAAAAUGCAAGUGUCCAAAAUGUAACUACUGAAAAUCCGAUAAGUAAAUAGAGAAAAAUACAUAUUGACAAUACAGACAUGUAUAGGGUGCCUAGAAAUACAGAAAUACAACAGUCAAGCCUGUCUGCAUUUUUUGCAAUCCACAACACAUCUUCUCUGGGAAUUUACUGCCUGAUCCAUCAUUGGCAAUCUUCUGCAGAUAUGUUCAGUCAUCGAGCCGGCUUUGGGUCCAAGAGGAGCAUCCCAUCAUGCGGCUGGUGCUCAUAAACUUUCCACCUCUAUGAGAAAAAGAAUACCUCUCAGGAGGUUGAGGAAUGGAAAGUAAAGUGAAGAAGUCUGUGACUGGAAGAGAUAGUGAAAUGCCACAUUGACAUUAACUUUUUGGGUGAUUCUGCCUCAUUUGCCUCUUUUCUUCACCUGGCCCGAGUCUUUCAUAGAGGCAACCAAGGCUGAAAAGGAGGCACUCGGUGAUGUGUGUGUACCAAUCAAGAGAACAGAAAGUAGUAUGUAAAUAUGUGUAAAAUCGAAUUUAAAGUUUCCGUUUGAGUAAGAAAAGAGUUUGUGAAUUUUGAUAAACGUGGUCGUAAAAUAGUGAAAACUGCAAUAGCAGCAAGAAUCAUCCUUCAUGCUGGGCUGAUUAUUGCCAGAACGCUAAACGUGCAGUUAUCAUUCAUCUUCCCUCAGCCCACAAAGCUGAUGAAUAAACCUCCACACUUGCAAUGUAUUUAUGUUCUUGCCUUCUCUCUGUCUCUCAACACAAAACAUAUUUUUAUUUCUAAAAUAUGGACUCAGGAGUGUCCGUUUGUGAAGAAAGCAGGGGGACAUACAUUAAGCCAUCGACAGAAGCACUGGCAGCAGGAGAUGGGACAUUACCGUCACAUAGGGGUUUCCCUUGUAUCAGCUGAGCUCAGGACCCCACCAUUACCCUGCGACAUAGGGGACACCAGCGGGGUAAUGAUCCCGGUUCAAUCUAAUUGCACAGAAGUAUGUCGGCAAACAGUAUGCAUUUACAGUGUGCACUACUUUGAACAUGGAGUUCGUUACGGUUCAACUGCGCCGUUUUACAAUAUGUGAAUUAUGUCCGAACUCCCCCGCAAACCACGGAACGUGGAGAGCUCCUAAGAUGGCGGCGGUUUCUGUCAGUGUGGAGUGAAACUUUCCUCAUUUCAGUGAAGAUUUUUGCCGUUUUCCGACAUAUUCUGUCGACUGAGUUGUAAAGCUCGCGUUGCCGGAACACUGAGGCGUCUGGCAGUGUGCGUCUGGACCGAGCGGCGUCCCCCUGGACUCCGUCUUUUACCCGCUAAAGGCGUUGGGCUUUCCUCGAAGUUGACGGUGGCUCGAUGCCCGACAUUGCGAUCAUAGCGACCCUUGUGUUAUCAUCGGAUCAACUCAACGCGGAGCCGUCGGGUGAGAUCGGACGCGGCUGAGUAGCGAGUGAGCUCGGCGGUCAAAGUGCGUCGCAAACGACUCGGCAGCUGGUCGCUCGGCCGCAUUCCUACGGGCUGGCCGGAGAGCCCGAGGACGUGUCACGUCACCUGUCACUUGAGAUCCAUCGCUGGUGUUGGAUGUCACCGCCAGUCAGUGUCGGGCUGAAUUUGGUUCGCUAGCGUCGUACAGCCAUUCUGGCAAAUCAAAUGGAGAAGCUCCAGGACCUGAGCCAAUCGGAGCUCCAGGAGCUCCUGGACAACCCAGAGAGGGUGGAGUCUAUGGCGCAGGAGUCUGACGAGAUCCAGAACAUCCAGCUGGAGAGAGAGAUGGCACUGGCAUCAAAUCGCAGCCUUGCUGAGCAAAACCUGGACAUGAAGCCGCGUCUAGAGUCAGAGAAGGAUGCACUGGUGGAGAAAUAUUCUCAGCUGGAGGCCAUCAGAGAAACCUACAGACAACACUGCUCCCUGAGAGAUGGGAUGGUGGGUCAGGUGUCCCCAGAGGCAUUGUUCUCCAGACUGCAGACAGAGGGCAGCAAAACGGAGGAAGAGUCAGAGGUUCUGGCCGAUGAGUUUCUGGAGGGCUCGCUGCCGCUGGACCCCUUCCUGGAUCGCUUCCUCUCCCUGCGGUCCCUCGCUCACAAAAGACGGGUGCGGAUAGAGAAGCUCCAGGAGAUCCUGCGGCAGAGGAGCGAGGGCGCCAUGACACUAUCAACAGGCAGCAGCCAAGACCCGGCUGCCCCCCCGUCACCGUGGAGUCAACCCACGGCGACGAAUCCGCAGCAGCCGAACUCCACACCUCAGCCCUCCGGCUACCAGAACGCCUCGCAGCAGGCCCCGGCUGCAGGGGGCCCCUCCGGGCUCCCCUAUAGCCCGUACCCCGUCACACCCAACCACCCCCCUGCCGCGGCAGCAGGCCCGGCCAACAUCCCGUCACAGUUUCCUCCGUACCCAGUUCCCGGCUCACCUUUCACCCAAGCAGGGAGCUACCCCGGCCCCAGGCCCGCGUUCGGGCCUCCGGCUUCAUCCGCCUGCCCUUACCCAACUCCGUCCUCCUUCCCUUCCCCACACCCAGGCUCGGCAUUCGGCCAGUACACCCCGAGCCAGCCCCAGAGUGGCCCCGCGCCCUACCCGGCCUCCUACAGCUACGGCGGCUACAGCUACCCAGCCGGGCCCGCGUAUUCCAAUGCUCAGUCGGCACCAGGGCGACCCGUCUCCAGACCAGGAUAUGGAGUUCCACAGCCGUACUCAUGAGGGCAAGACUGCUCCUCCGUCUCAAUUCUUCCCUCUAUUGCUCUCCACACCUCCCUCCCUCAACGCCAGUCUCCCCAGCCUAUAUCCCUCUCCUCUCCUCGUCUUUUUCUACCCUCCCUCUUUCUUUCUCCCAAAUUGAGGUCUCUCGCUUUACUUAUCUUUGUUGCACUAUUUCUCUAAAUAUCGGUCUGAUGAUCUCUCCGCCUCUUUCCUUUCUCCCGUCGCUGUCACCCUACGGUCCACCAACUCCCCCGCACUAGUCUCAGGUUGUUGCGUUGUGUUUAAGUGUUAAAACACUCCCCCCCCCAUCCCCCCCUCUCCAUUGCUCCUACCCUCCCCACCUCCGCUUCCAUUUAUUGUGAAUGUGUGUGUGUGUGUGUUGAUCUUUGGCAAUCAGAAAGUCCUAAUAAACACACAAGUGCACUCCCCCUUAUGACACAUGCAUGUCUUUGUAACACCACGUCAGUGUCCAGUCGCUGUCUGAUUGACAUUGUUAUUCACGAGCACACGUGUGUGCGUAGACAAAGCGGCUCAUGAUGGAACUGGGCUCGUGUCGUGACCCCUGGGCCCAUAAAAUGCAAAGGAAUUGGCAAAGUCGAUGGCCGUCACAAAAUCUGGCUCCCGUAUCGAGUGAGUUUAAGAUGCAGGGUUUGAGAGAACCGCGUCCUCUCGGUAGCUGCUGGUUCUGUCAGCUCUUCCAGGCUCCUCCCCCUCUGCAAACACAAGAGUUCCAUUGUGAACAUGCCUGUAGACGGUGGGCAGAGGAACCUCCAGUCACCCCUUUAUCUUUUUGUCAACCAAAGAACCGUGUGACCAUCACAGCGCGUUUCUUCUUUACUGUUUUCUCUUCCCUGGUUCACGUCCCGUCCCAGUACUGUUGGAACUGAAGAGGGAAACGGCUUCUCUCCCCUGUGUGUCCACUUGGGGGCAGCGUGAAUCUAGUUCCGCUGUUCCAACAUUGAGUACUCUGAUCUGGAUGGUAAGCCGUUGCUUGUGGAGCACUGUAGAGCUGGUCGGCUGAUGUCAGAUGGGUCCUGACCAGACCGUCCCUUCCGGUCCACGGUGAAUCCAAAAUGCAAAUCCCCCAAAUUGGGUCUCCAUUCCUGGACCCAAAUGAAGACGGCAGCCAUCGGUGUCACUUGUUAGCCAUCCCUAUCAGCGUGUCUUAUGUUUGUAGUUUCAUGCAUGUAUCUCAAUCCUAUUCACAUAUAAAAACAAACGGCUCGUAAGACGAGGCAGGAAGGGGAGGAGUACCAGAAGUAAAAUGUUCACUUCAACAGACAGAUUGCCCACCUCUCCAACCAACGUGGUGCUUCUCUAAGUCCUCAAGCUCCUUUUUCCUUUUUAGAUGCUUGGCUUGCCAUCUUGUUUUAGUGUGGGGGGGGGGGGGGGGGUGGUACGCAGAGACGGACCACAUGACCCGUUUGUCAACACAUGCAAGUCUCCACCGUUGGAGCACGGUGCUUUAAUGCGAAGAGCAAGCGCAAUGAAACCUGGACGGUUGAUGUGGCUUCAGGGUGGAGCUGGCAGCUGGAGUCCUGAACGGGCCCCCGCUGGGCCCCCGCUGGGCCCCCCACUGCGGUCAGUCGUUGACCGUUUGAGCCAAACAUAGUUUCGCUCCUUCGUUCCCACCUCGUCCGUCAGCUGCCCGACACCUGUGUGGUACUCAUCCCUUCCUCCUUCCUCUCCGUCACUCUGCCCCUCUCUUCAUCUGCUUGUUGAAUAUGAACUGAUGCUUGACAAUGAUAACCCGAAGGGAAUAGUUUUAUUUCUAUAAAUUCACGCUAUCCGCGAGAAUACAUGUGAUGUGUAUAGUUUAAUGGAGUGACAAAUAUAAAGUUGGAGAUCAGUUCUGUGUCAUUUUAAUCAAUACAAAUAAUAUUAUUGAAAUUGCAAUGUAGGAAAUUGAAGAAAGCUCAUUUGUGGAUCUUUUCGAAGUACAUGCCGCCUCUCUAAAUUUGUAUUACACUGUGGAAUAAACAUGAAACUAUAUAAUCUCAUGAAA
Pseudoliparis swirei is the source of this 5741-nucleotide messenger RNA. RefSeq names its product VPS37C subunit of ESCRT-I (gene vps37c). Lineage: Eukaryota; Metazoa; Chordata; Actinopteri; Perciformes; Liparidae. Bases 2693 to 3736 code for a protein of 347 amino acids. The transcript has 5 exons. The record is from RefSeq and is a predicted model, not a curated record. Gene Ontology annotation, cellular component: ESCRT I complex. Gene Ontology annotation, biological process: ubiquitin-dependent protein catabolic process via the multivesicular body sorting pathway; protein targeting to membrane; protein targeting to vacuole.